This is a messenger RNA of Pygocentrus nattereri (red-bellied piranha), 2809 nucleotides long. Its product is annotated as protein LBH. The transcript has 4 exons. Bases 320 to 631 code for a protein of 103 amino acids. Lineage: Eukaryota; Metazoa; Chordata; Actinopteri; Characiformes; Serrasalmidae. The record is from RefSeq and is a predicted model, not a curated record.
CAGUGACAGAGACAGAGACAGAGACAGAGACAGAGAGAGACUGAGGUGAGAGAGACAGAGACUGAGAGAGAGUGAGUUUUGUCGACCGGCAAUCUGAAAAUGGGAUAAGACUCGACAGCUCAUUUUACUGGUGCGUGGGUUCUAAAGAAGCAUCUUGUAGUUGCACCUCUUAGACCAACAGCUUACAGACCCUCUAACAGUACUUCAAGUUAGAGCUUUUCAGCACAAACCAGAAAAGAUUUAGUGUGAGUGCAUCCUGCUGAGAAAAAGAACCAAGAACCUCCAGUGGACUAGACUACUUUACCAGGAGGGAAAGAGAAUGACAGAGGUUAUAAACACACCAGAACAAACAAGAGGUGACCUUGCUGUAGGAGGAGCUUCUGGAGAGGAAGGCAUCUCCUUCCAGAUCGUCCCAGAUGUGCAGGAGCGGCACCCAAAGUUGUCCAAGCGUUUGCCCUCCAUUGUGGUAGAGCCCUCAGAGGGAGAGGUGGAGAGUGGAGAACUGCGGUGGCCUCCAGAUGACCAUACACAUACACGCUGCCCAAGAGACAUCACCCAUGACCCUGCUGCCCAAACCCAGAUGACAAAUGAAUGUGAAAAUACAGAAAACGUCCAGGAGCAGGGUGACUGAAGCAACACGAGUACAUCUGAUGCAGCCGAGCAUUUCUGAAAUACAGUGUAAUCUUUCAUUAUCACAAGCCUCCGUUUUCAAAUCUCUCUUUCUUUCAGUCACAUACAAAUAUAUACAGAUAAAGGAAAGGCCCUUAAGUGCCAGAUAUUUUAGCUUACAUAAUAGCUUUAUUCAUAAUUAAUUCCUACAUACAUAUAUAGUGACACAGUUGCAAAAACAUGUAUAUUGCAAAUAUUAGCAUCACAUAAACAUGUAGUUGUUCCAAAAUAUUCAGUGCUGUAAUAUAAUAUUUUUGCUUUGAAGAACCCCUGAAGAUUCCACAGCAUGCACUCUGUAAUCAGAUGAGUGUUUGGGCUCUACACCAUAGUGACUACUAUGAGCAUCAUCUCCAUGUGAACAUUAUUUAUCACGCAAGCACAACUGAAAACUUUAUGUAAGGAGACUUCAUGCUCUCUCAAUAACAUCUGGCAGGGAUUCUUAGAUACUGACUGCCUUGAAACUUCAAUGAAGCUCACCUGUCAAUCAUUCUUGGUGGAUAUGUUAGUCAAACCCAAGUCUCCGUUUCAAAAGUCUGUCUGCACUGCUGGGUACUCUUCACAUAUACACACUGUAGUGAGACACUUUAUAUUCCACAUUUAAAGCAGCAAACAUUACCAAAAAUAAUAUAUUUAAUGAUCAGAUUUGACUUGUUUGAUUUUAACAAGUGAAAAAAAAGCACAGUAUGUACCAAUAAUUCAGAAUCCCAAAAGCAAAUUAUUAAUGUGCCACUUAAAUUCAUCCAGGAAAUCUGAUGCAUGUACACAAUACCUUCAUCUGACCACAGCAUAAAAAUGAAGAAAAUGCAUGCACCAUUUUACAAGGACAAUAUGCGUAAAUGUAUGUCCUGUAACAAUGUAUUUCAUAUAUAGAGUUUUCAUAUUGGUGCUGAUCAUGAUUGUCAUAUAAAUUCUGUCUACACUUCAAGGUAAAACACAUAGGGUCCUAUUUUCUUGAUCAUAGUUCAAGCACAAAAAUAAGCCACUUCUUGUGGAUGUUCGCAAGUGUGAGCUCUCAAGAACAGACGAAUUAUGCCUGCUAAUUCCUUGUUGCUGAGUCUGGUAUUUUAAAGCAAUAAUCCUAUUGAAAACAGUUUAUCAGUUAUAUAUAUAGUUAGUAUUUGGGUAAGGUUGCAUAUUUAUAUUGAAGUGGUUUGACAAAUAUAAAAGUUAAAAAUAGAAAAUUAUAAAUAAACAAAAAAGAAGCAAAAUUUUGGACUAAAGUGGGUGCAAAAAUAGCACUGUUCGGCAGAUUUGAAUACCAUGCGCCCUGUUGCGUUACUCUACUGAUAUCAGCACAGGCUGUUCAUUACAUAAACAGCAACUGGGAGCAAACAGGAAAAAAAAUUCUUGUGAGAAUUAAAAUUUAAAAAAAUAAAAAAGUUUGCUGUUUCAGUUUUGUGGAAUCUAUUGUCAGAUGUUUAUAUGGUAUAAUGAAGUACAAUUAUAAGCAUUCCAUAUGUGUGUUAACUUUUUAUUGACAAAUACAUCCAGAUUAAGCAAAGACUUAAUAAAAGACUUCAAGUGUUGACCCUGGGCAUGCUGGAUAUCAGCUUCUGGGCAAAAUCUUGAAUGAUGACAACCCAUUCUUGCCUAAUCAGUGCUUGGAGUUGAUCACAGUCUCUGGGUUUUUGUUUGUCCACCCUCUUUUUGAGGAUUGACCACAAGUUCUCAAUGGGAUUGAAAUCUGGGGAGUUUCCUGGCCAUGGACCCAAAAUUUCCAUGUUUUGUUCACCAAACCACUUGGUUAUCACUUGUGACACGGUGCUCCAUCAUGCUGGAAAAAGCAUUGUUCACCUCCAAAUUGCUCCUGUAUCGUUGUUUUGAUAACAUUCCUUAUUCAGCUACGAGAUCAGGUCACCACCAUGGUAUGUCACAAGGCAAAAGUGGCUUGGUGAACAAAACAUUGAAAUUUUGGGAAACUGCUCAGAUGCUUGUAAUUGUACUUCAUUAUACCAUAUAAACAUCUGACAAAAGGUUCUAAAAAACUGAGGCAGCAAAAUUUGUGAAAACCAAAAUUUGUGCCAUUCUCAAAACUUUUGGCCACGACUGUAGAUUAUUAGUGUCCAUUGUUUGAUCUUGUAUGUAAAUGCUUUUGACCUGAAUAGUGUCAGUACUUUUUAAUAAAGUCUCAUCUUAGAAA